Vigna unguiculata (cowpea) is the source of this 1399-nucleotide messenger RNA. RefSeq names its product Tetraspanin family protein. NCBI's taxonomy places the organism in Eukaryota, Viridiplantae, Streptophyta, Magnoliopsida, Fabales, Fabaceae. Gene Ontology annotation, cellular component: membrane. The record is from RefSeq and is a predicted model, not a curated record.
AUGAAGAAAAUAAGAAAAAGAAAUAAAGAGUAGGAAAUAGUGAGGCAAGGUGUGGAGGAGGAGGAGAUCUGCGAAUGUAUUGUGGUGGUUGUCGGAGUUCCCAAUAAACAAAUUCAGUGAAAAUCUUGAAAUCAGCUUACGAAGGGAAAUAACAAAGGAACCCUAAUAAAUACGAUGCGUUUCAAUACCUGUCACGUUUCGCUCGCUUUCCUUCUCAAAUUCCUCAAUUUCCUUCAAUCCUUCGUUGGCAUUUCCAUUUUGCUCUAUUCCAUAUGGAUGUUCAACGAAUGGGAGCAUCGUCUUCCUCCUCCUCCUCUCCCUCACGCUUUCGAUUUCUAUUUAAAUCUCUAUUCCAUCGUUCUCCCCGCUCCAUGGUUUAUCUACGCUUUCUUGGGAGUGGGAAUUUUGGUGUUAUGCAUUUCUUUCUUGGGUUGCAUUGCAGCUGAAAUGAUUAAUGGUUGCUGCUUGUGUUUUUACACUCUACUCAUCGCGGUGCUUCUUCUCCUGGAAGCUUCUCUGGUGGGAUUCAUUGCACUUGAUAGUGAUUGGGAGAAGGAUAUUCCACUUGAUCCAACCGGUCGACUUGACGAGCUUCGAAUUUUCAUCGAAGAUAAUAUAGAUAUCUGUACUUGGGUUGGCAUUACUGUUCUCGCGGUUCAGGCAUUGGCUCUACUACUGGCAUUAAUUCUGCGAGCCACCGUAUCUACCCGGGGAACUGAUUUUGAUUAUGAGGAUGAAUGUGAUGUUAGGGGUAGAACUUGGGAACCCCUACUAAAUCCUCAAUCUGGCCAACCAUCUGGCUCUGGCAAAGUUGAUAAUAGAGGAAAUCACUCGGAUAUUUGGAGCUCACGGAUGAGAGAAAAGUACGGAUUGAACCAUGGUGAUAAGAGCACCUACCAACCAUGAAUUUCAGGCAAUCACCGCUACUAGACAUGAAGCAAUUCAAUGAUGUGUCGACAUUUGCGUACAUACGUGUAUAUCUUUGGUUCUAAUGUUGUACUUUCAUUUGAUUUCAGGAAAAAUUAUGAUGUAAGCAAAAUAUAGUGGUGGUGGUAUAUGUGUUGUAAAACCAAACCAGCUAUCGAUUGAAGUUUAAAAGUGUCUUGUACUUAAAUAGCGUAGCAUAAGAGAAAAAAUAAUAACAAAGCUACAUUACAAAGGACCCGAUGUAAGCACCUUCCUCAUGGCUCUACUGAUAGUGCAGUCUGCAUCACAGAACAUUAGUUGACAUUGCUCAAUGGCCACGCAUACAGCUAUAUACGUUGGAUAUGGUGCACGUGAAGCAUACGUCUCUCAUGUGUCUGGCAUUCAUUUUUUUUUUCCUUAAAAAACAAAUAUCAUACUUUUGUAUGAAAUUUGAAAAAGCAGAAUUGGUGGGUAAAUAUUGACUCAACAUCAA